Physella acuta is the source of this 2226-nucleotide messenger RNA. Its product is annotated as zinc finger MYM-type protein 1. NCBI's taxonomy places the organism in Eukaryota, Metazoa, Mollusca, Gastropoda, Physidae. The record is from RefSeq and is a predicted model, not a curated record.
AUGGCUACAAGAGACAGAGAUAGAUUUCGCAAGUAUGAAUCAGGUGCAUCAAAAGCGAGGAAACGCAAUUUAAGAGAAGAAUUUGAUAAAACACAAGCAGGCGCGUUGGACAAGUACAUACGCUAUCCAAAGAAAGUUGGUAAACAACAAAAAAAUGUUGAUUUGGUUGUGGAUUCCAAUGUCGCAAAUGUGGAACGUAACAAAAAGGACUACAAUGAGAGUACUACCAUUUGUGGUGAUGACGGUAAUAAUGAAUCCUCGCGUCAUUUAUUGUCAGCUGCAAACCCCCCGAAUUUUGACAAUAGGGACAAAUCAAGCGGCCUUUCUGAAAAUGAUUCUGGCGAAGAUAAUUCAUUCCCAAUGAUCGUAAAGGAUAUAUACGAUCCGGGUAAUUGGGAACAUAUGUCUAAUGCCCUUCGGAGUUUGCUGUUGGAGAAAGGUCCGAUCAGAUUACCUGACGACCAUGAUUAUCCAAUAGAUAUGGAAAAGAGACACUUUUCAAGGAAUUUUUAUAUUCGGAAGAUGCCAAACAAAGAAUGUGUAGGUAGGCGAUGGUUGGUUUAUUCUCAAAUAAAAGAUGCAGCAUUUUGUUUUUGUUGCAAGCUGUAUGGAAAAUCUUCCGCGGGAAAAUUGUCAAACGGGGGUUGUAAUGACUGGAGACAUCUUGGACAAAAACUGGAAAAACAUGAGCUUUCUGCAGAACAUAUUAACAACAUGAAAGCAUGGCUAGAAUCACUAAAGCGGAUGUCCAGAAAUACAGGCAUAGACAGUAAGAUGCUAGAUCAAAUAAAUAAAGAAAAACGUCAUUGGCGGGCUGUCCUGACAAGAAUCCUGGCUGUCGUGCAGUAUCUUGCUGAAAAUAACAGUGCGUUUCGUGGAAAAACUGAAAAGCUCUACCAACCACAUAAUGGUAAAUUCUUAGGAUUGAUUGAGAUGCUUGCAAAAUUUGAUCCAACCAUCCAAGAGCACGUUCGUCGUAUUAAAGAUGGAGAAACACAUGAUCAUUACCUAGGACAUCAAAUCCAAAAUGAAUUCAUAGAAUUGAUGGCAUCUGAAGUGAAGAAGAUAAUUAUCGCUAAACUGAAAAUUGCAAAAUAUUUCUCAAUAAUACUUGAUUGCACUCCUGACGUCAGUCACAAAGAACAGCUAUCGCUGAUUGUGCGCUUUGUGGAUGCUUCAGAUUGUGACUUAAAAGUUGUGGAACAUUUCAUGGAAUUUUUUAUUGCUGAAAACACAACAGGCAAAGGAUUGUCAGAGUUACUGCUAGUUGCACUCGAGAAAUUAGGCUUGGAUAUUGAUGACUGUCGAGGACAGGGAUACGAUAAUGGGGCUAAUAUGAAAGGAAAACAACAAGGAGUGCAAGCCCAUAUUCUUCGCAAGAAUAGUCGCGCAUUUUUCACACCCUGCGGCUGCCAUAGUCUUAAUCUUGUGUUGGGAGAUAUGGCGAAGAUCAGCUCUAAAGCAGUGACAUUUUUUGGUGUUCUGCAAAGAAUCUAUGUGAUAUUUGCCGGUUCACCUGCAAGAUGGAAGAUUUUGGAAGAAGCUGUGCCUUACAUCACAGUAAAAUCACUGUCAGACACAAGAUGGGAAUGCCGUAUAGAGAGUGUAAAAGCUUUGCGCUACCAAAUAAGCGAAAUAAAGGAAGCCCUUUUCACUGUAUCAGAUGAGUCCAAGGACCCUAUGGUAAAAGCCGAAGCAGAAUCACUUGCUAAUUUUGAGGUAGGAAAUUUUGAAUUCAUCCUUGCUGUGAUCAUUUGGUAUGACAUCCUAUUCGCAGUUAAUACUGUGAGUAAAUCGCUACAAUCAGCCGAUAUGCAGCUUGAUGUAGCAAUACAGCAAAUUAAAGGACUCGUCACCUACUUGACAAAUUAUCGGGAAAAUGGUUUUAAUUCUGCCAUGAUUACUGCAAAAGAAAUUGCCAAAGCAAUGGAUGUGGAUCAAGUAUUUAAACAGAAAAGAAGCAGAAAAAGAAAAAGACAAUUUGAAUAUGAGAGUACAGAUGAAAGCACGUUAUCGGGUGAAGAUGAGUUUAGAACAGAGUAUUUCUUGUGUAUAAUGGAUCAAGCAAUUAUUGGCAUGAACACUAGAUUUGAACAGAUACGACAAUACGAUUCACUCUUUGGGUUUCUCUACAACAUAAACACAAUGAGAAAAUUAAAUAAUGAGGAUUUGUUAAAAAGUUGCAUGAAUCUUGAUAUAGCGUUGCGAUCGAUUAGACGUGCUUAA